AUGAAACUGCCAGGCCAGGAGGAGUUUGAAACCUCCAGUGGUCGUGAAAGUGUUCCUGCAGGGGAGCUGAACAGCAGCCCUGGCUCCAGCCCCGAUGGCCCCUCAGACACAGACAGCAGGGAACUGGGGGUAUCCAAGGACCCUCUGCUCUUCAUUCAGCUGAAUGAGCUGCUGGGCUGGCCCCAGGCACUGGAGUGGAGAGAGACAGGCAGGUGGGUACUGUUUGAAGAGAAGCUGGAGGUGGGUGCAGGCCGGUGGAGCGCCCCCCACGUGCCCAUCCUGGCACUGCCCAGCCUCCAGAAGCUUCGCAGCCUGCUAGCUGAGGGCCUUGUACUGCUGGACUGUCCAGCUCAGAGCUUCCUAGAGCUCGUGGAGCAGGUGACCAGGGUGGAGCCACUAAGCCCAGAGCUGAGAGGACAACUGCAGGCCUUGCUGUUGCAGAAACCACAGCACCACAUCAGGACCACAGGCACCAGGCCCUGCUGGGAAUCUACUCACCCAAGAAAGGUUUCUUAUGAUGAGGAAGCCCCCCUGAAAGAACAGCGUCAGAACCCCCUGAGAUGGAAGCUACCUCCAGGGGCCGAGGCAGGGACUGUGUUGGCCGGAGAGCUGGGUUUCCUGACACAGCCACUGGGGGCCUUCGUAAGACUGCGGGAUCCUGUGGUGCUGGGGCCCCUCACUGAGGUGCCCCUCCCCAGCAGGUUUUUCUGCCUUCUCUUGGGUCCCCCCAUGCAAGGAAGGGGCUACCAUGAGAUGGGCCGGGCAGUGGCUGUCCUCCUCAGUGACCCGCAAUUCCAGUGGUCAGCUCGUCGGGCCAGCAACCUUCAUGACCUUCUGGCAGCCCUGGAUGCCUUCUUGGAGGAGGUGACAGUGCUCCCCCCAGGUCGGUGGGACCCGACAUCCCGGAUUUCCCCUCCCAAAUGUCUGCCCUCUCAAAAGCACAAAAGGCUCCCCUCGCAACUGCGGGAGGUCCAGGGACUCGCCGCCCAGCGAGGGACCCCGGCCGAGGACCGGCACCGCCGGGAGCCGCACGCGCCCAGCCCGGAGUUGCAGCGGACCGGCAGGCUGUUUGGGGGCCUUGUCCAGGACGUGCGCAGGAAGGCCUCGUGGUACCCCAGCGACUUCGUGGACGCCCUGCACCCCCAGUGCUUUUCGGCCGUGCUCUACAUUUAUCUGGCCACCAUCACUAACGCCAUCACUUUCGGGGGUCUACUGGGAGAUGCCACGGACGGUGCCCAGGGAGUGCUGGAAAGUUUUCUGGGCACCGCAGUGGCUGGAACUGCCUUCUGCCUGAUGGCAGGCCAGCCCCUCACCAUCCUCAGCAGCACCGGGCCAAUGCUGGUCUUUGAACGCCUGCUCUUCUCUUUCAGCAGAGAUUACAGACUGGACUACCUGCCCUUCCGCCUGUGGGUGGGCAUCUGGGUGGCUACGUUUUGCCUGGUUCUGGUGGCCACAGAAGCCAGUGUGCUGGUGCGCUACUUCACCCGCUUCACAGAGGAAGGUUUCUGUGCCCUCAUCAGCCUCAUCUUCAUCUAUGAUGCCGUGGGCAAAAUGCUGAACUUGACCCAUGCCUAUCCCAUCCAGAGGCCUGGGUCCCUUGCCUAUGGCUGCCUUUGCCAAUACCCGGGCCCAGGAGAAAAUGAGUCUCAAUGGACGAGGACGAGGCCAAAAGACAAAGAUGACAUCUUAAGCACGGACCUGGGCCUGAUCAAUGCGUCACUGCUACCUCCACUUGAGUGCACCCAGCAGGGAGGCCAUCCUCGUGGCCCUGGCUGUCAUUCGGUCCCAGACAUCGCCUUCUUCUCCCUCCUUCUUUUCCUUACUUCCUUCCUCUGUGCCACGGCCCUUAAGCAUGUAAAGACCAGCCGCUUCUUCCCCUCUAUGGUACGCAAGGUGCUCAGCGACUUCUCCUCAGUCCUGGCCAUCCUGCUGGGUUGUGGUCUCGAUGCCUUCCUGGGCCUGGCUACACCGAAGCUCAUGGUGCCCAGAGAGUUCAAGCCCACACUCCCUGGGCGUGGCUGGCUGGUGUUGCCUUUUGGAGCCAAUCCCUGGUGGUGGAGUGUGGUAGCUGCCCUGCCUGCCCUGCUGCUGUCCAUCCUCAUCUUCAUGGACCAGCAGAUCACAGCGGUCAUCCUCAAUCGCAUGGAAUACAGACUUCGGAAGGGAGCUGGCUUCCAUCUGGACCUCUUCUGUGUGGCUGUGCUGAUGCUGCUCACUUCAACACUUGGGCUGCCCUGGUAUGUCUCAGCCACUGUCAUCUCCCUGGCUCACAUGGACAGUCUUCGGAGAGAGAGCAGAGCCUGUGCCCCUGGAGAGACCCCCAGCUUCCUAGGCAUCAGAGAGCAGAGACUGACAGGCCUGGUGGUCUUCAUCCUCACAGGAGUUUCCAUCUUCCUGGCGCCUGUGCUCAAGUUCAUCCCAAUGCCUGUGCUCUAUGGCAUCUUCCUGUACAUGGGGGUGGCAGCGCUUAGCAGCAUCCAGUUCAUGAAGAGAGUGUACCUAUUGUUGAUGCCAGCAAAACACCAGCCAGACCUGCUACUGUUGCGGCACGUGCCUCUGAGCAGGGUACACCUCUUCACAGUCAUUCAGCUUGCCUGCCUGGGUGCUCUGUGGAUAGCCAAGUCUACCCCUGCAGCCAUCAUCUUCCCCCUCAUGUUGUUAGGCCUGGUGGGGGUCCGAAAGGCCCUGGAGUGGGUCUUCUCACCACACGAACUCCUCUGGCUGGAUGAGCUGAUGCCCCAAGAGGACAGGAGCAUCCCAGAAAAGGGGCUGGAGCCAGAGCACUCAUUCCGUGGAAGUGACAAUGAGAUGUGA
Carlito syrichta (Philippine tarsier) is the source of this 2814-nucleotide messenger RNA. It is a transcript of the gene SLC4A9, whose product is annotated as solute carrier family 4 member 9. Lineage: Eukaryota; Metazoa; Chordata; Mammalia; Primates; Tarsiidae. Gene Ontology annotation, molecular function: sodium:bicarbonate symporter activity; monoatomic anion transmembrane transporter activity; solute:inorganic anion antiporter activity. The transcript has 20 exons. Gene Ontology annotation, biological process: regulation of intracellular pH; monoatomic anion transport; transmembrane transport. Bases 1 to 2814 code for a protein of 937 amino acids. Gene Ontology annotation, cellular component: basolateral plasma membrane; plasma membrane. The record is from RefSeq and is a predicted model, not a curated record.